AUGGCGGCCGGCAGUGCGCGCAUUGUGCGCUACAUCCUGUUCGCCUUUUUCCUAACCGACUCGACCGGCGGCCCCAUUGGCAGCAGCCCUGGUACUCCGUCCACCUCGCACUCAGAUCUCGCCGAAGCUCCCAUGGCCAUGUCUCCCGCCGAUGCAGGCUGGGACAAUCUCCUGGGCACCGCUCCCGGGCCCCGCAUGAACGCUACAUUUGUCACUCUCGCAAGGAACAGCGACGUCUGGGAGAUUGCGCGUUCCAUUCGUCAGAUCGAGGAUCGCUUCAACCGCCGAUACAACUACGAUUGGGUCUUCCUGAACGAUAAGCCUUUCGAUGCUACUUUCAAGAAGGUCACCGCCUCGCUCGUUUCCGGCAAGACUCACUACGGCGAGAUUCCCAAGGAGCACUGGUCCUUCCCCGAGUGGAUUGACCAGGACAAGGCCAAGAAGGUUCGCGAGGACAUGGCCCAGCGAAAGAUCAUCUACGGCGACUCGGUCAGCUACCGCCACAUGUGCCGCUUCGAGUCUGGAUUCUUCUUCCGCCAGCCCCUGAUGAUGAACUACGAGUGGUACUGGCGUGUCGAGCCCAGUGUCGAGCUCUUUUGCGACGUCCACUACGACCCUUUCCGCUACAUGGCCGAGAACAAGAAGAAGUACAGUUUCGUGCUCAGCUUGUACGAAUACGUCGAGACCAUUCCUACUCUCUGGGACAGCACCAAGAAGUUCAUCAAGAACCACCCCGAGCACAUCGCCGAAGGCAACUCCAUGGGCUUCCUCAGCGACGACGGUGGCGAAACCUACAACCACUGCCAUUUCUGGUCUAACUUCGAGGUGGGCAACCUGGAAUGGCUGCGAUCCAAGGCUUACGUCGAUUACUUCGAGUCUCUGGACAAGGACGGUGGUUUCUUCUACGAGCGGUGGGGCGACGCUCCCGUCCACUCGAUCGCAGCCAGCUUGUUACUGAAGAAGGAGGAACUGCACUUCUUCAACGACAUCGCUUACUACCAUGUGCCUUUCACCCACUGUCCGACUGGCGAGAAGACGAGACUUGAUCUCAAGUGCCACUGCAACCCCAAGGACAACUUUGACUGGAAGGGUUAUUCUUGUACACCGAGAUAUUUCGAGGUCAAUGGUUUGGAAAAGCCGGAGGGCUUUGAGAACCAACAAGACUAA
Messenger RNA from Truncatella angustata, 1167 nucleotides. RefSeq names its product glycolipid 2-alpha-mannosyltransferase. Bases 1 to 1167 code for a protein of 388 amino acids. The record is from RefSeq and is a predicted model, not a curated record. Lineage: Eukaryota; Fungi; Ascomycota; Sordariomycetes; Amphisphaeriales; Sporocadaceae. The transcript has 4 exons. Gene Ontology annotation, cellular component: Golgi apparatus; membrane. Gene Ontology annotation, molecular function: alpha-1,2-mannosyltransferase activity. Gene Ontology annotation, biological process: protein O-linked glycosylation; cell wall mannoprotein biosynthetic process; protein N-linked glycosylation.